Messenger RNA from Ipomoea triloba (trilobed morning glory), 1416 nucleotides. Its product is annotated as E3 ubiquitin-protein ligase CHIP-like. The record is from RefSeq and is a predicted model, not a curated record. The transcript is spliced from 8 exons. Gene Ontology annotation, cellular component: cytoplasm. Lineage: Eukaryota; Viridiplantae; Streptophyta; Magnoliopsida; Solanales; Convolvulaceae. Gene Ontology annotation, molecular function: ubiquitin protein ligase activity; protein-folding chaperone binding. The coding region runs from base 288 to 1133 and encodes 281 amino acids. Gene Ontology annotation, biological process: positive regulation of proteolysis; protein quality control for misfolded or incompletely synthesized proteins; cellular response to misfolded protein.
GUCAAGCCACGUCAUCCCUUUCGUCUCCUCUCUUUCUCCCAUUUCAUUAUCGGCAAGGCCAAGAAUCAAAUCUGGAAGCCUCGGGAGAGAACCGCAUCGCCCGUCCCCGCCCGCAACACAUUUUCAAGUUUUUCAAAAAUUUUCAAAGCCCAUAAACCGUUUGCGUUUUUUCCUCAAUAAGUUUUUCCAUCAUUUCUUCGCCUCAGAACUUCUCUAUCUGUGCAUUCAGAGAUACAUAGAUAGAUAGAUAGAUAGAUAGAAGGGGUUACGCGGCUUCCGGAUUGAGAAUGGCACCCACGGUGGCUGUCACGGCAGUGGUCAAACAGGCGGAGCAGCUCAGGCAAGACGGCAACAAUUACUUCCAGAAGAACCGAUUUGGGGCCGCCAUUGAUGCCUAUACCGAGGCGAUUACCUUGUGCCCUAAUGUUCCUGUGUAUUGGACUAAUCGUGCUUUGUGCCAUCUCAAACGGAAAGAUUGGACAAGAUUGGAAGAGGAUUGUAGGAGAGCAAUUCAGCUAGACUGUAAUUCUGUUAAGGCCCAUUACAUGCUAGGUCUUGCAUUGCUAAAGAAGCAAGCGUAUUCUGAAGGAGUCAGAGAAUUGGAAAAAGCAUUGGAUCUUGGAAGAGGUGCUAAUCCUAAGAGUUACAUGGUAGAGGAGAUCUGGCAAGAGCUUGCAAAAGCCAAAUAUUUGGAGUGGGAACAUGAAUCUAACAAGCGCACUUCUGAACUCUAUAAAUUGAAAGAAUCCUGUGAGACAGCUCUUAAGGAGAAACAUUUACUUAAUAUCUCACAGAUGGAAGGUUUUUUAGAUGAAAAGGAAGACAUUUUUUCAAAACAACUUGAAGCUUUGAAUGAAGUGUUCAGGAAAGCUGUAGCAGAUGAUACCCCAAUUGAUGUGCCUGAUUACUUGUGUUGUAAGAUCACGCUCGACAUUUUUCGUGAUCCUGUCAUUACUCCCAGUGGGGUUACAUAUGAGAGGGCAGUCAUCCUUGAACAUUUGGAGAAGGUAGGCAAGUUUGACCCAGUUACAGGAAAAGCACUCUAUCCAUCUCAGUUGGUACCGAAUUUUGCUAUUAAAGAAGCGGUGCAAGCAUAUUUGGAUAAGCAUGGCUGGGCUUACCGGAUGGAUUAAACUUCUACGAGGUACAAGUUGAUAAUGGAUGUUGCAGUUUCUCAGGUGUCUGUGCUCGUCGUUAGGUCUCUAGAACGCCUUUCAUCUAAAUACCAAUCCGGUGGUAUCAUUGAUCAUAGUUCACACAUUAUGUCAUUCAUACAGAUGUAUAGUCCCUACGCUUUCGCUCUUAGGUCUUCAUCAAACUGUACAGUUAUGACAUUUUUGUACACUUUUACAGCAACCCUGAGCUUGUAGCAUGUGAUGAAGAACGAGUUUGCAAUUGUUUGUCUGUCUUUUCCGA